Molecule: messenger RNA, 1390 nt
Organism: Didymodactylos carnosus
Lineage: Eukaryota; Metazoa; Rotifera; Eurotatoria; Philodinida; Philodinidae
Source: the annotation of a GenBank genome assembly
GUCCCAACAGAUUGGGUAUACAAUAACAUUGGGACACAAUAUUAUUGGAUAGCCAAUAAUAUUGUACAAUGUGUUCAAUAAUGAUUGGUAUUGGUGCAUGCCUAGGUAAAGCUAAACUAUAAAAAUCUGAAUUUUCCUAGAAUUAUCCUUAUAAUGGUGAUAAAAAAAGCAGGUGCUUAUAAUUCCAAGAUUUCUCCAUUUUUAGGUGCUAACCGUUUCGGGUGGAUUUUAAAAUGUAUCCAAGACAUAAUUCUGGGUGUAAUAAAGCCCAGCUUUUGACUUUUGUCUUUGUUUUUGUAAAAAAGAAAAGUUUUCGGAAACGUCAGCAAAAUUUUUCAUUUUUCAGAAACUUUUUAUUUUUUUAAAAGACAAAGACAACAGUAAAAAAUUCGCCUAGAAUUGAGUUUUAACUGCAUUAGAACUGCAUUUUAAGAUCAACCCGAGAUUUUCAGCUCUUAAAAUGGAGGGGAAAUCUUGGAACUACGAAAAGCUACAAAGUCAAAAAUCGAUUCAGACGAAAGAAAGAAAACAGAAUAGUCGAGUUUAUGGUACUGUUAGAAAAAUACUUACAACCUUUGACUGGAAUCCGCUGAUCACAUCUUGUUUUUUAUCAUUUAGUUUUUUAUCAUUAUACAUUGGUUUAACCACAGGGCUGUGCGGUUCGAUCACAACGUUUAGUGGUGUCAUGUAUGAUGCUGGCUUAGCAUUGUAUGGCUCCGUAUAUGGCAGAUAUCCAGUGUCCGAUUAUUUAUUUCUGUUAAUAUCCAUAUUUAGUUCCUCAUUUGCUGGUUUUUUAUUUGGUCGCCAUCUUGCUGUUUUAACAACGUUAUCACAACAAAAAGAGAAAAAACAUGAUGGUCAACAAUCUGUACAGCAAGAAAUUAAACUAGAAAAAGCAUCAUCUGUUCAGAUAUUUCAUACAUUUAAUUUACGUCUAUGGCUAUUUCCUCUAUUAAUCGUUCUCAGUAUUCCAGCCAUUUUAGCCAUUAUUGUAACAUUACCCAAUACUAACAAUACAUACAUUUAUUAUUCGGUUUUGUUUGCCCCAUUUGGUUCAUUAACUCGUUGGCUACUAUCGUUUUUAAAUGUUCGAUUUAAGAAAUUUCCCCUUGGAACAUUUAUUUGUAAUUUUACCGGCUCUUGUUUAUAUCUUGGUAUUAUAGCUAUUAUGAUAUAUACAUCAGCAAAUAAUAAUCUUUUACAAAAACAAGUUUUAAUGGCUAUUCUUCAAGGAUAUUGUGGAUGUUUAACAACAGUAUCAACACUUGUAUUAGAAACGAGUACAAUGAAACGUUUAUAUGCCUUUGUCUAUUUUUUUAUAUCUGUCAUUUCUGUACAAAUUAUUUUUCUUUCUGUUGGUGGUGGGUUAAGAGCACUAUUUACCACCUAA